Anastrepha ludens (Mexican fruit fly) is the source of this 545-nucleotide messenger RNA. It is a transcript of the gene ND-B14.5A, whose product is annotated as NADH dehydrogenase [ubiquinone] 1 alpha subcomplex subunit 7. Gene Ontology annotation, cellular component: mitochondrial inner membrane. Lineage: Eukaryota; Metazoa; Arthropoda; Insecta; Diptera; Tephritidae. The transcript is spliced from 2 exons. The record is from RefSeq and is a predicted model, not a curated record. Gene Ontology annotation, biological process: mitochondrial electron transport, NADH to ubiquinone; ATP synthesis coupled electron transport. Bases 98 to 394 code for a protein of 98 amino acids.
UUUGAAAUAGGUCCACUUGUCAACUGAGAAAAAUAAUAUUUCGCUAAUAGAUUCUAUAAACUUAUAGGGGGUGCAAUAAAUAAAAAAAAAUUUCGAAAUGGGUGCAAGGCGUGAUGUUGCGACCCUUCUUCAGCGUGUGCGUGCAUUCCUACUAGGCCGUGAACACACUUUGGCAUUGCGUUUUGAAGAAGGCUUAGCUGAUCGUACACAGCCUCCACCAGAAGUGCCUGGCGGUCCCGCACAUUUGCUUGCUGCCAAUUUCUACUACAAGCGUGAUCCACGGCGAGAGGUGCAGCCGCCCAUCGAUGUUGUGCAGCAGCAAUUAAUAGCUGACAAGGGCGACGUAAAAACUGAAAAGCUGCCAACACCUGGACCAGUUUAUCGGUGGGAUUAGUGUCAGAUUAUAUUGGGGUCAAGCUAAUCAGGCGGACAAAUUACCCGAAGCAACUUGGAAAUUUUCAAUUUCUCUGAAAUAUACACAAAUUAUUGCUUAGAUUUAUGUGUCAGUGAAGUUUAUUAAAAAUAAAUUCUUUAACUACACUCAA